AUGUCUGAGAAACACUCUGCCCUGCCCAGCCCCGAAGGCAGUGAUCUAGAAGCCUCCAAUCCCGAGCCUCAGAAGAAGGAACUCACUUUCUCUCAGCGCUGGACUCAGAAUGUCGAUCCCAAGCACACCGACCUCAUCUGUCUGUUGUUGUGCUUCACCACCGGUCUCUGCGACAGUAGCGCCUACAACGCCUGGUCUUGUUUCUUAGCCAUGCAAACCGGCAACACCAUCUUCCUAGGCCUGGGCGCCUCCAAUCAACCAGCCAAUAAACCCUGGGGCUGGCUCAAAUCCCUAAUGAGCAUCGGCUCGUUCUUCAUCGGGGCGCUGGUCUUCGCCAACCUGACGCGGCGCGCCGGCAACCGCGCGCGGGGCACGCUGGUGCUCUCUUUCCUGGCACAGACGAUCCUGAUCAUCAUCGCGGUGGCGAUCAUCGAGGCCGACCUGAUUCCGCACACCUCCACGGACUCCAAGCUGACGGGCGGCCGGCUGUUUCUGGAAUUGAUCCCCAUCGCGCUGCUGGCGUUCCAGUCGGCCGGGUCGAUUACCUCGUCGCGCGCCCUGGGGUACAACGAGAUCCCCACCGUUGUGCUGACCAGCGUGUACUUUGAUGUUGCGUCAGAUCCUAAGUUGUUGCAGGUGCCUACUGGGAAUGUGAAGCGCAAUCGGCGGAUCGGCGGGGUGGUGUUCUUGCUGAUCGGAGCGAUUGCGGGGGGUUGGUUGAGCAAGACUUCGGGCGGGAUGGAGUCGGCCCUGUGGAUGGCGGCUGGGGUGAAGUUGCUGAUUGGGCUGGGGUGGCUUGCUUGGAAGGGGGAGACGAAGAAUUAG
Messenger RNA from Aspergillus saccharolyticus JOP 1030-1, 825 nucleotides. Its product is annotated as YoaK family protein. Bases 1 to 825 code for a protein of 274 amino acids. The record is from RefSeq and is a predicted model, not a curated record. NCBI's taxonomy places the organism in Eukaryota, Fungi, Ascomycota, Eurotiomycetes, Eurotiales, Aspergillaceae. The transcript is spliced from 2 exons.